AUGACCAAUUCAUAUACCUUUAAUAUAGUUACUGAUGAUUAUUUAAGAGUGAUUAAUUCAAACAGUAUAGAACAAAUUUGCAUCACCAAUUCAUACCCUUUUAAUAUAAUUAAUGAUGAAAAUUUAAGAUUAAAUAGGCCAAAAAUUAUAGAACAAAAUUGUGCGACCAAUUCAUACACCUUCACUAUAGUCGAAUCUGUUAUUACUAAUCAAACUUUACAAUUGGAAAGAUCUAACAAUUCAGAACAAAGUCAUUUAUCUAAUUUAGACCUUCUUAUUGCACUUUUGAAUUUUUCUGAAGCUAUUAAUACAAACAUUAUUUCUGUUAUGUUUACAAAUGAACAAAAACCUGAAUUUGAGCUAUUUUACUUAUCCAAAUCUGAGCCUCUCUGUACAGCUAAAGUAACUAGUGCUGAUGCUUUUUCUGCAGUUAAUGAAACUAAAUUUUUGUCUAAUUCUAUACAAAGCAACACUCAAAUCCAAAAAUGA
Molecule: messenger RNA, 489 nt
Organism: Racocetra fulgida
Lineage: Eukaryota; Fungi; Glomeromycota; Glomeromycetes; Diversisporales; Gigasporaceae
Source: the annotation of a GenBank genome assembly